UCUUUAUGUUUUUUAGGCAGUAAAAUUCAUUGUUUCAACACAUUAUGUCCUGGCUUCAUAAUAGUAAACACUGAGAUACCUCUUGAUAUGUCAUACGAAGACCAUCUUUCACAACGUGGGGUGAAGAUAGGGGAGGACACAAUGUACAUUGAGAGGGAUCUAGCCAAUGGAAAUUGGUGGCUUUUAAUGGAAGAAAACUAUGAACAAAUUGGUUUUUGGCCACAAUGGAUGUUCACUGACUUGGAAGGUUUUGCUACGAAUGUUGAGUGGGGAGGAGUUGUGUAUAGUCCACCAGCUGUACCUAAGCCACCAAUGGGCUCAAGCUUUUUCCCCAGUGAAAACUUUGCUUAUGAUGCUUAUUGUAGGAGCAUUGCAAUUAUAGACGAGACGGGAGGAACAGUUUACCUACAUAGAGUAAUCACACUUGUGGAUAAUCAUUUUAUGUACAAGGUUUUAUUUAAACGACUUUCGGAAGGUUCAAAGUCUUUUAGUUAUGUUGUUUAUGGUGGACCUGGUGAGACUGCACCCGUCUAAGUCUUAUUAGUUAUUACUAUAAUAAUAAUAUUUAUGUUCAAUGUCUACUGAAA
Lycium ferocissimum is the source of this 587-nucleotide messenger RNA. RefSeq names its product protein neprosin-like. Bases 88 to 534 code for a protein of 148 amino acids. NCBI's taxonomy places the organism in Eukaryota, Viridiplantae, Streptophyta, Magnoliopsida, Solanales, Solanaceae. The record is from RefSeq and is a predicted model, not a curated record. The transcript has 2 exons.